Messenger RNA from Aspergillus ochraceoroseus IBT 24754, 573 nucleotides. Its product is annotated as ESCRT-II subunit protein VPS25. The record is from RefSeq and is a predicted model, not a curated record. Gene Ontology annotation, biological process: protein transport to vacuole involved in ubiquitin-dependent protein catabolic process via the multivesicular body sorting pathway. Gene Ontology annotation, molecular function: structural molecule activity; protein homodimerization activity. The coding region runs from base 1 to 573 and encodes 190 amino acids. The transcript is spliced from 3 exons. Gene Ontology annotation, cellular component: ESCRT II complex. Lineage: Eukaryota; Fungi; Ascomycota; Eurotiomycetes; Eurotiales; Aspergillaceae.
AUGUCAACCACAUUAGAAUCAAUACCACCAUUCAAAUACCCACGAGCUUACACCUUCCCCGCCUUCUUUUCUCUCCAACCAAACAGCACCACACGACAAAACCAGAUGAAUCAAUGGUCUGACCUGAUCCAGUCUUGGUGCCGUCACCACCGCAUGUUCAAGCUUUCGCUGGCUGAGGCUGUCGCAUCACCUCUAUUCUAUAAUUCUAAGCUUCACAAACAGCUCAACCUGGCUGAUGCAAGAACCGUGCUGGAUUGGAUGGCCAAAGGUAGCGAAGAAGGCGGGGGAGGGAAACGGGCUGAAUGGAUCGACGGUGCAAAUAAAUCCACCGCAUGGAUAUGGUGGAAGAGGCCGGAAGAAUGGGCGGGAAUUAUGGUGGAUUGGGUCGAAAGUACAGGUCAGAAGAAUAUCGUUCUUACAGUUUACGAGUUACUGGAAGGAGAGGCGACAACUUCACAAGAAUGGCAUGGCAUGGACGUCGACGUGAUGCUCAGAUCUCUGAAUGUCCUCGUUAAACAAGGCAAGGCACAAGUUUUCGGCAGUGAGGGUCAAGAAGGAGUCAAAUUCUUCUAG